CCGGGAGACAGUGACGUAAGGGGGCGUGGUGACUUUUUACAUUUUACAUUUACAUUUUACGAGAGGUCCCACUCUGUUGCUUCUUUAACGAGCCAAAUCUUAGUGGAAUAAAAGUGAACACUAGUUGUUAAAGGCGACCCAUUUCUCACAGAGGUUAUCUUUUAUUGGUCUUUAGAAGAUAACGUUGGAUUAGAUCAAUCGAAUGCAAUUUUAGCGGUUAAGUGUCAUUUGAGAAUUCAUCAAUUUUCUUAAGAUACAUAUUUUUGUGUAGAAUUUCCUAGUUAAUUGGGUUUCUCAUUUCUAUCUAAACCAAAUCGAUAUGUACUGCAAUGUCUUUAAUUAACCUCAUUAUUUUUACUACAAUAGAAUACUUUCUUUUGUUUUGUUGGUAGUAAACAACCUCAAGAGGCCAAGGCGGAACAUCUGUGGCUUAGAUUUCAGCCACUAAUGCUUUUGUAGAAUGCUAACAAAAUAAAUGUGGUCCCGGGAGGGUUGUUGCUCUAUGUGGUCACUAGUAUGUGGAAUGCGAGCAACACGUGAUGAGAUCAAAGGCCUUAAAGCAGGGUCUUCCUGUUGCGAGGCAGCCGCAGCACCUUACAACAACAGGCUCGGGGAGGGGUGACCUCUUGAGACCGGUGCGUCGAACAUGCCCCCCGCAGCUGCCACCAAACUAGGCCACACGCCACCAGAUGGAGGCUGGGGCUGGGCUGUUGUCUUUGGCGCUUUCAUCUCCAUAGGAUUCUCCUACGCCUUCCCCAAGUCCCUCACCAUCUACUUUAAGGAGAUUCAGGAAUACUUUUCUGUCUCCUACAGCGAGAUUGCCUGGCUGUCCUCCGUCAUGCUCGCUUCCAUGUACGCGGGGGGACCUGUGAGCAGCAUACUGGUGAACCGCUUUGGCAGCAGACCUGUGGUCAUGGUCGGUGGGCUCAUGGUUAGCGCAGGCAUGGUGCUUGCUUCUUUUGGCAGGACUAUCAUGCAUCUGUAUCUUUGCGUUGGAGUUAUUGGGGGGUUCGGACUCGCCCUCAACCUGCAGCCGGCGCUGACAAUCAUUGGAACCUACUUUCAGGUCAAGAGGCCGAUGGCGAACGGGCUCGCCAUGGCGGGAAGUCCAGUUAUUCUGUUCACUCUGGCUCCUCUCAACCAGUUUCUCUUUGAUUCUUUCGGCUGGAGAGGGAGCUUCCUCAUCCUGGGCGCCAUUGUUUUGAACUGCUGUGUAGCCGGCGCAUUGAUGAGGCCCGUCAAUCGAAAUACCAAAGCGAAACCGGGGGCCGAACCGGGGCGCAACAGGCCACCGGCCGAGGAAGCCGCCACCCCGGAGGCCGACCUGCUGACCGGAGAACACCGGGGGGGCGGCGGGAGUCCCGGGUGUUUGAAGAAGCUCAUUGACGUCUCGCUUUUCAAACACCGGGGCUUCCUCAUCUACCUCGUCGGUAACGUGGUCAUGUUUUUUGGGUUCUUCGCGCCGGUGGUCUUCAUGGCUCCGUACGCAAAGCAUCAAGGGAUUGAUGAAUAUUCAGCAGCUUUCCUGCUCUCUAUCUUCGCCCUGGUGGACAUGUUCACGCGGCCGGCGACUGGCUUCAUCGGCAACAGCAAGUGGAUCCGCCCACGGAUCCAAUACUUUUUCAGUUUUGCGGUUUCGUUCAAUGGUGUGUGCCACCUUUUGUGCCCACUGCUACCCGGAUAUGCCGGUCUGGUUGUGUACGCGGUCAUCUUUGGUCUGGCGUUUGGCAUGGUGUGUGCGUUGCUUUUCGAAGUUCUGAUGGAUCUUGUCGGAGCUCACCGCUUCUCCAGUGCAGUUGGACUGGUCACCAUCAUCGAGUGUGCGCCGGUGCUUCUUGGGCCUCCGAUUUCAGGAGCGCUGGUUGAUAUCUACGGGGAAUACAAAUCCAUGUACUAUGCGUGCGGAGUGUUCAUGCUGGUGCCGGGCAUAUUUUUCUUCAUCAUGCAUUUCUUCAACUACAAGAGGCUGGACGAAGAGAAGAAGCAAAGCGUGGCUGUGGACAUGAGGACUUGUGAGGAGCAACUAAAACCUCAAAUGAGCCAGGAUGGUGGUAGGGCACAUGAAGCAGACGUGUGAACACGUUGAGUAUGAUUUUUUUUUUUUAAUGCUGGAUGGACAGAUGGACACGUGCACGUUUUAAUGAAAUUAAAUGAAAUUUGUUUGUUUAGCCCCAAAUCACAAAUUUUCCUCAGAGGGCUUUAACAAUCUGACCAAAAACCUCCUCUGUCACGGGACCCUCCCUUCGGGACAGGUAAAACUCCUCCAAAUAACAAACUUAUACGGGGGAGAAAAGAAGAAAAAACAUCCUCUUUGAGGACGGCCAGAAGGGCAAUAGAUGUCAUGUGUAUGGAACAAACAAUGAUUUAAACAGUCAAUGUAUAUGACACAAAUGAUGUAUAUAAUGAGAGUAUUAAUCGGACUAACGAUGAAAUAACUACCACUAACAUAACAGCAGCAGUAUUGGAAGCAAUAGAAUAAAUCAAAUUUAUUAUUAGUAGCAGUAAUAAUAUAAAUGUGAUUAACAGUUAUUCUUGGUAUUUUAUCCGUUAUUGUUGCAUUUUGUGCCAUCUGUACUGCUACUCUUCUUUCAUAAAUCAUCCAGAGAUGCUGCAGUAUUCAAUGCAUGUAUCAUUUAUUGUAAUGACUUGUUCUCUUUGUAUCCCCGAGGGACUGAUUUAAUAAAAAAUAAAAAAACUAGAUAAAUAAAAUAACACACUGGGCCACACUCCUUCCUGUUUACUUGCAUCUUCUCACCACCAGGUGGCACUGGACUCUGCCGUGUGAUAUCUCGAAAUGCAACAUCUCUCCUGUUAAACAAAGGCAUCUUCAUUGUUGGUUUGGUUCUUUACAGCAUUGAUUUCCACACUCUGAGUGGCGACCCCACCAAGGGCUGGCAAAUAUGAAUGUGUCGCUAGGGGCAAAACAAUUAGAAUAUAUGAAAAUUCAAUUUCUUUCUACACACAUCUUAAAAUACCUUUCCUGCAAUCCCUUCCUCCGCUCGAUAGGUUUACCUCCCACCCAUAAAGAUUUCAUUAUUCACUCUCCAAAUUUCAUUCUCCAGUUGAAUACAUCUGCUAGGCCAUGGGGAUCUACAAGUUGUUUCACUGUGCCGUCAUUUAACUACAGGAAUGGAAACCAUUAAAUGACUUUGUAGUUCCAUGUGGAUUUUAACUUGCCCUCUGUGACAUUAAAGGUUUUGUGCAAACAACCCCCUCACAUCAAGGAAUAUUUCGGUAUUUCACAGUGCUGAUUACAGUUGUUUCUCAUCUGGUACAUAUUUUAUCUCAUCUAUUGUCAAGAACCCCUUUUAAUACAUGAUUGUGGUUUAAUGCCUUAACCAACCGACCACAGACAACACAUCUCGCGGACAAA
Pungitius pungitius (ninespine stickleback) is the source of this 3373-nucleotide messenger RNA. RefSeq names its product monocarboxylate transporter 2-like. The coding region runs from base 647 to 2077 and encodes 476 amino acids. Gene Ontology annotation, cellular component: plasma membrane. The record is from RefSeq and is a predicted model, not a curated record. Gene Ontology annotation, biological process: transmembrane transport; monocarboxylic acid transport. The transcript has 5 exons. Lineage: Eukaryota; Metazoa; Chordata; Actinopteri; Perciformes; Gasterosteidae. Gene Ontology annotation, molecular function: monocarboxylic acid transmembrane transporter activity.